Messenger RNA from Hemicordylus capensis (graceful crag lizard), 1958 nucleotides. It is a transcript of the gene GNG4, whose product is annotated as G protein subunit gamma 4. The transcript is spliced from 3 exons. Bases 414 to 641 code for a protein of 75 amino acids. Gene Ontology annotation, cellular component: heterotrimeric G-protein complex. Gene Ontology annotation, biological process: G protein-coupled receptor signaling pathway. NCBI's taxonomy places the organism in Eukaryota, Metazoa, Chordata, Lepidosauria, Squamata, Cordylidae. The record is from RefSeq and is a predicted model, not a curated record. Gene Ontology annotation, molecular function: G-protein beta-subunit binding.
CCCCAUUGACGUCACGAGCUGGAAUUCCUCUCCGUCGGGGGUGCGCGCGCGCCCAAAGCUUGGCAGGCGCUCGAGGGGGAUCAAGCCUAAGAAGCAAGGGGCGGAGUGGGGUGACAGCCGGGCAACGAGCCAGCCCGCCCAAGGCGGGCCCCAGGAGCCUUGUCGGAGGUAGACCCACCACCUGGGUCGUGCUCGCUCUCUCCCCCCCACCUCUCCCCGCACCGCAGUGCUCGCUUUCUCGUGCUGUCAAGUCGCGGGAGCCUCCCAGACAUGUGCCGCCUCAACACAGUCCUGGCCGUAGCCCGGGCGUGAGCGUUUGCUGCUGCGUCUGGCGCUGGUGCAGUCGCCUCUGCUGUGGUGUCUCUGGCUGCUGCCGGCGCCUCCUCCGUUUCUGUCUGCAGAGGAAAAACAGAAUGAAGGAGGUAAUGUCUAAUAACAGUACAACAAGUAUAUCUCAAGCAAGAAAAGCAGUGGAGCAAUUAAAAAUGGAGGCAUAUCUGGACAGGAUAAAGGUGUCUAAGGCUGCUGCUGAUUUAUUGGCAUACUGUGAUGCUCAUAUGGGAGAAGAUCCCCUUAUUAUACCAGUGCCUGCAUCUGAAAAUCCCUUCAGGGAGAAGAAGCUCUUGUGUACUAUCCUUUGAAUCACUUUGCAAUGAAAAAUGUCCCUUGUGAAAAUAUGUUACUGAUGGUGCAUGUUUUUCCUGAAGACUCUGUUACAAUAGUUUAGUCCAACAGUGGCUAUUUCUAAGAACACAAAACAUUUUGGGGUUAUAAUAAGGAUUUACAUGAAAGGCUAGGAUAUUGUUCGUUUUUCUAUCAAGCUCUGAACUAAAUAUUUCUGUGAUUGACUGUUUCUUUUUUGUAAUGAAAGGACUGUAUUUGGUCUCAUAUUUAGACUAGGCCAACUAGACUUUGUGUGAGUGAGACUGAUAUCAAGGUGAGCAACACCUCAUCAAGCUUUUUAAAAAAACCUUUCAUUUCAUCUAAGAAAAGCAGAUUCAACAAAUAGUGCUGUGCUUUGUGACACCAUUUUAAACAACGGAGCUCUAUUUUUACAUAUCUUGCGUCAACAGUAAUUCCUGAUCAAAAUAUAUGUUUGUUUGUUUUCUAGUUUAAGCACAUUCAAAACCUUAAAGUCAAACUGAGACUGUGCUGAUUUCAUCUCAGAUGGAAGCCAUGGUUGAAUUUAAUCCCAUUUGUCAAAUAGUGUCCAUGGUCAAAUAGUAUUAAUUUUUUCAAUUGGCAGAGCCAGUACAGGUUGUGCAGUCCAAACUGUAGUGUGUUUGGUUAGUCCAUUCCUUGAUCCAGGCCAGCUUUUGAAUGGGGCUUUAGUUACUUGUAUUCCAGUCCUGGGGUAGAGGUGGGGCUAACAAACAGCCAGCAUCCAGCGCCUUGGAAAAGCAGUCUGCACUUGCCUCUCUGAACAUAGAUAGUAUCUAUUUCAUUAAACUAUUGAUAGUCCUGAUUCCACUCCACUGCCUUGUCCUUGCAUACUACAACUCUUUCCCUUGGAUUCUACACAAAUGAAGAAUUGUCACCCUAAAUUCUCCAAACCUUGGUGGUGUUUUUUUAGAUACUGAUUCUUACACUUUACACCAUGGAGCCAGCAGUGCAAGAUGGUGUCAUCUGGACACACUCUAGUAAUUGAUUUUACCCCAACUUGGAUACCAAAAUAUCACUAAUUUAGUAAUCUGCAUGCUUUUAGUACAGUUCUGCACACACUAAACAACUGUGUUCUCUAUGUUAGCUCUAAAAUAUUUCCUUAUGCCUUGUGAAUUGGGGCACAAAGAUUUACAUGCCCCCCCCCUUUCAGGCUACCAGGUAGUAUAUCUGCAUUAAACCAUUAACUUGCUUUGUGCUAUGUGAUCAACAGUGUUACUGUGUGAUAUAUCCUUUUUUCCUCACUGAUGUUUUUAUGUUUUUGAUAUUAAUUUAAUAAAGAGGAUAUUGAUUUGUGA